AUGACCAACCGGCGGUUCUUCGUCGGUCCAAUUCCAGAAGGCUGGCUGCAAGGUCAUCUUGCGACCUAUUACAACGAACAGGAUGAUCGGCCUGGCCCAUCGUCGCCCCAUUUAGCUGAGGAGGUCGCCCCGGCGCUCACAAACACUGGCAUAGAGGUCACCGAGGAGCAACAUGAUGAGAUUGAAAUAGAGACACGAGAACAUUCUGCAGCAGAGCCUGUGGGGGAACUUAGGACUCUAUCCCACCCUGACGCCGCAGCCAGCGGUGACGAUCCCAUACUAGAAGAGGACACAGAGCAUAGUGAACAUAGUGGAGGAGAUGACGGAGGGGACAGCGGAGAGGAUACAGACAGCACGCCCAAAGCCAGAACGGGGAGCAAAUGUGACACGUAUGGCAAUGACCUUGCUUCGUCUUCGUUUGUCACCGCCAGAGAAGAGGUCGCCAGCUCUGCAGACACGGGACAAUCAGUAGCCACCAUACGAGCUGGUAGAUUGGAACCGCCUGAGUUGCGACCAAAAUCUGGGGCUUCACGCAACACACAUUUGACGAGUCAUUCUUCCCCCACCACUCUGACCUCCAAUCCAUCCACGGUCCCAAGCGAAGCCGAUUCCACAACAGAGUUGCUUCGAAGCACGUACAUGGACAAAGGGAAACAGAAAAACAAGGCACCUGGCGUAUCUCGAGCAACGCUUCAACACCACGACCCACAAGAUGAAGAUGAAACUGGCGAAGAUGCGCAAGUCCAACGGAGAAUCACGAGGAAAAUGGCAAAGUUCAACCUGGAUGACAACAUCAGAUACAGGCAGCAAAAGAUGCGCUCCAAGAUUGAAAAGACCCAAGGUACCAUCUCUGCCAAUCGACCGCACCGACGAAAAGUGCAAGAUGGAGAGAUUGUCAAAGCAGAGAAAAUGCUGGUCUGCGUGGAACAGACUGUGCAGGACACACUUCCCGCCGAUUACACCGAGAAUGACAGCCUGCGCAUGGAAACACGAACCGUGGAUAAAUGGAGGGAGUUCCUCGUCGUGUGCCGCAAAAGCUCUACAGAGCAUACGCCAUUUUCCAUUCAGAUGUACCGUACUCGUGUAAUUCCAGAUGUGCAACGCCCGAACAGCAAAACGCCUCCUUAUUACGAAGUAGGGCUCAACCAUAAAAAUGCCCAUGUUAAUUUCUAUUCCCCCCUCGACAAAACCAUCGUCAUAUGGCAUCCUUGCAAGCGUGGAACCAAAAUUUUCAUCCUUCGUCCAAAGUCUGCGGCGCACUCGGCCGAAUGGUACACUUUCAUCCGCCAGGUACUUGGGUGGCGGCGUCCCACCUCGCUCCCUAUCUAUGUCCCUGAUUUAGGAGUUUCCCUCAUUUUCAAAAAUCCUUUCAGUCAACUUGACGCUGAGCUGAAUGCAGAUAACUCUGAUAGCGACCACGCAGCAGCUGCUGCUGCGGACAGGCCGGCAGUUGAUAACAGAUUUGCUGCCGCUGCCAUCAUCCGAGGAUGCAUGGAAAUGCUCGAAGGCCGUGCCGAGUGGGCCGAGGUCUUGAAAGCUUGGUCUAAGACUGAGAAGAUGGGACUUGCUUGGAGGCGAUAUGAUCGACUUGAAUGGGUAUUUGGAGUCAAUGAGGAAAAGAUGUAUGGGACCAUUGGGAUGCAAUCAUCUCACGAGCUUGAGUUACGACCAAGACAUCAUUACUCUACUACAAUCAGGCAUCGGGGCAUACAGUUGGAGCCUGCCCCGAUUGAAGGAUUUCUAGUCCGUCUCACAUCCCAGAAGGGUGUGCAUCAGCGGAUGAACAAGAUGUUCUUCAAACGGCUGUACUUCUUUACCCAAGAUCAUUAUUUGUUUUUCUGUCGACCAGCCAAGGCAUUGCCCCCGCAACCACCGAAAUGUGCUCUCUCAGAUGACGGAAGUGUACCAACUGCCCGUGAAAUCUUGGAUCGAAUGCCGCUCUCCUGGGAAAUCGAUCCAUAUCCACUUGAAGAUGGUCGGAUUACAUGGCUCUCCAGCGGCAAUCAGGAAUUCGUCAAACGGCACGACGAAGAGGCCUAUGCGCACGUGCAGAGAAAUGUACACAACAUCAGCCAAUCAGAUGGGUGUAUCGAUAUGUGCCGGGUAAAAGAAGUCCGCAAUGUCCAUCGUGGCAGCUGCGCUGCCGACACCGACGUCCGGGAAGGGCCUGCUGUGGACUUCAAUCGUGAGCCCAGAGACUCACGGCAGGAUGAUGGAGCAACGCGAGAGUUUGACGAUGGUCGGACAUUUGAAAUAGUUCUUGAUAAUAAUCUUGUCGUUCGACUCCAGGCGUACGAUGGUACCACACGGAAUGAGUGGGUCAAACGACUCGAUGCGCUUGUAAAUUAUUGGCACACCCGCUGCACAGAUGAUGCCACGGAGCUGCAGGUUGUAAGGCAGCGCAACCUCAAGCUGUUAGACAUCGACGAAGCCACGGAAUCCGCUGUCGGGCAGUUCGCGAAGAAGUGGGAAGUGAAGAAAGCCGAAGCAUCUCCAUACUUGCACAACAUGUGCUCACUGUCUGGUUGUCGGACUAUUAAGAUGUCCGGCCACCUCUAUCGCAAACCUCGUCGCCAUACCACUUUUCACCAACACCAAGUCAUUCUCACAGCAGGAAAGCUGUUGAUUUUCGGUAGCACACUUCGCAGGCGAAACGGCACCGAAAUUCCGCACAUUCAUCAAGACCUUGAAGCGACCAUUGACCUGGAAGAUUGCUAUAUUUAUUCUGGUUUGAUUACCGACAACGACUUGCUGUACGGCAAUCAGACAUUCAACAGCAACAACCCUGGUCUUCACGCUCUGCCACGGAUUUACCUCGAUUCGGAUACCUUCACAAGUCGGGAUGAGGACACCGCUAUCACCUUUGUGGUCUGGCAACCCUUGAGUAAAAGCUACUUCCGAGCCCAGGAAAUGGGGGAACAAGGCAAAGCUAAACGAUCCUUGCGUCAUGUGUCGACUCUGGGUAAGCAUGGCCGCACCAUCGUGUUUAAAGCACGUAGUCGUGUGGAAAAGGACCGUUGGGUGAUGAGCAUUUCCUCGGAAAUUGACCGUCUCCAGGAAGAGAAACACGAAGAUAUACGGCUGAUUUCCCCCUAA
Messenger RNA from Penicillium digitatum Pd1, 3096 nucleotides. The record is from RefSeq and is a predicted model, not a curated record. NCBI's taxonomy places the organism in Eukaryota, Fungi, Ascomycota, Eurotiomycetes, Eurotiales, Aspergillaceae.